This is a messenger RNA of Desarmillaria tabescens, 1345 nucleotides long. RefSeq lists its product as uncharacterized. The transcript has 10 exons. The record is from RefSeq and is a predicted model, not a curated record. Bases 321 to 1265 code for a protein of 314 amino acids. NCBI's taxonomy places the organism in Eukaryota, Fungi, Basidiomycota, Agaricomycetes, Agaricales, Physalacriaceae.
UGCUCCAUAUUCCUGCUUACAGUUUAUUCCGGAGGUAGUUUCAACUUCAACUUGAUAUCAAUACGCCCGUAAAUCUUCUGCUUUCACCUCAUACGAAGAGUUCUUCUGAACCAUGGCACAAGAUUAUCAUAAAAGUUAAUUUGAUGGAUCAAUGCGCUGACCAUGGAUGAACGUGGUUGAUACCGUCGUUUAGCUCAGUUGCCGUAGUGCAAUGCUAACUAGCCUUAGGCAUUCGGGUCCUUCUUUCUCUCGCCUGGCUGUUUAGUAUAUAUGUACGGGCUGUUUCCCUUCAGGGCUGGUAAAACAACCCCAGACGCAACAUGAUGUUGCCCGUCCCCCCAGGCUAUCCCAUAGAAAAAUUGACUGGUCCUAUGAUCGUCGCCGCCCUCUUGCAUUGGGGACUCUUUGGGACUCUUUCUGUGCAGCUUUAUCUGUACUAUCUGGCAUUUCCAAAUGACAGAAAUUUCACGAAAUAUCUCGUCUAUGGCAUCUACAUUGUCGAGUUUGUUCAGACGAUGUUCGUCACCCACGACGCCUUUGCAGAGUUCGGUUACGGCUUUGGGGAUAUCGUAGCCCUCACUGACGUGCAUUUUAAUUGGUUCGCUGUCCCUAUCAUGAGCGGUGUUGUUGCUUGUGUCGGCCAGGUUUUCUAUGCGUACCGAAUCUUCAUAUUGUCAAAGUCUCAAAUUGUCCCUAUAUUUGUCAUCUGUCUAUCCUUGACCAGCUCUGUGGCAGCUAUAAUCACAGGCGCCUACUCUUUCGAAGCAGGUAACAUUAUUGAACUUAAUAAGAGGAAGUUUGACAUUGCGGCCGGGAUUUGGUGCAGUGCAUCUGCCCUAUGUGAUAUCGUCAUCGCUAUCUGUAUGGCGUACUACCUCAUGCGUAGCAGUACCGAUUUCCGUCGCACACAAAUCUUGCUCACAAAGCUAAUUCGUCUCACUAUUGAGACGGGAUCCGUGACAGCUGCUGUCGCUCUGGUCGCCGUGACCCUCUUUUUUGUGUUCCCUCAUCAGACGUUCUACACCACACCCGCCCUGCUCAUACCCAAGCUGUAUGCUAACACCGUCUUCAUGGUGCUGAAUUUGCGAAUGAGGAUUAUGGGUGGACGGGAUACUUAUACGUCUUCAACUGAUAUGAGCAUCCCGACAACUAUCUUACGGGAUACCAGUUCCCAGUCAACACAAGACACACCGCAGACGGAAGGACAGGCAUCAGUUGUCGCGAUAUCUAAGGAGGUAUCCAGCAAUGGUUGUGAAAUGGGUUAAAUGUAUGGCAAACCACAGGAUCAAAGCAUCGGCCACACGUAACAAUCAGAGUACAUCGUUUGAGUAAAAACCAUGCUGGA